Bactrocera dorsalis (oriental fruit fly) is the source of this 6330-nucleotide messenger RNA. Its product is annotated as neuroligin 4-like. The transcript is spliced from 14 exons. Lineage: Eukaryota; Metazoa; Arthropoda; Insecta; Diptera; Tephritidae. The record is from RefSeq and is a predicted model, not a curated record. Gene Ontology annotation, cellular component: postsynaptic membrane; cell surface; synapse. Bases 1989 to 6152 code for a protein of 1387 amino acids. Gene Ontology annotation, molecular function: neurexin family protein binding; signaling receptor activity. Gene Ontology annotation, biological process: postsynaptic membrane assembly; chemical synaptic transmission; neuron cell-cell adhesion.
UUUCGUGUGUCUGCGCGUCCGCAAAACGAGUGCGCGUGUGAAGUUCAACGCGUCCAACGGUGAUUACCUGCCGUAACGGUGCGACCAUUGAAUAUAUUAAUAGCGGUUCUUUGAAAACGAACAGCUGUCGUACAAACCGAGAAAUCCGAAAAAUGUAAAUAAGCGAGUUUCUGAAAUUUUUUCGGCAUACUUUCGGCGGCAAUUAUUUUCAAUUAACAUUACUACUGCAGCUCGAAACCGUGCGAAGCAGCGAGCGCACACAAAAGUGCGCAAUUAACCGUUAUAGUACCUAGAUAUACUAUACGAAUGUAAUACAAAAUCAUUUAAAGUGCUAAAAAACAUUUAAUAUCAAUAAAACCACUGUGAUUAGAGUAAACGAGAAUAAUAAUAUAGAAAACCGUAAUUGUGCCAAGUGUACAUCUAACCGCAAAAAUGCUGAAAUGCCAAGAAACUACAACACACGUGUCAGUUUAAAGCCAACGAGGCAGAAGCCGAAAUUGCUUUUGUUUCAGGCCGAACAUUCCGUGAUUGCAAGCCCACUCAGUGCCACAAAGGAAGGGUGCUUUUAGGCGCAGUGAAGUAUAACUAUAUUGAUGUGGAAUUUAGAGUGUGUGUGUGUGCGCGCGUAAAAAUGUGAGUUCAAUAUGCGCUAAAUAAAAAUCGAAGCGAAAUAAAGUUACAAAUCAAUAGAAGUGAAAAGUGCCAGAAAAACACGCCUGCAACGGAGUAGAUGCUCACAGCCCAAGUGGGCGCUGCGCGACAAACGAGCCAAAGUGGAAAUUCAGUACGCACGAAUACUCGAAUUUCAAAGGCAGAGCACAAAACAAUAACAACAAAACAAAAAUUCUAUAUAAAUCGGAACGUAAAGUGGCAAAUGAGUGAUGUCGCCGAGCAAAGCGAAAAAAAAGAGGUCGAAAGGCUUGCUGCUGCGUCGCCGCUGAUAUCGAUCUGCGGAAAAGGCAAAGCAACAAAGUUUGCUGUAGCGGGGCUUGCGCUGAAUGCCGCUCAAAUUGAAACCUAACUAAGCGUUAACACAAUAACAAGGACAACAAGCCCGAGCGCAAACGGAACAAACGCAAUCAGGAGGAAUGUUUGACAAGUGUGGAAAAUAAAGCACAAAGCAAACAAUAAUGAAAAUAAUAAGUGGAUUGCACGUGAGCCGAGUGUAGAAAUGAUAAAGCAAAGUUUGCACACAUUCAAACUUCAGAGCUACAGCACUGCGCGAGGAGAAAGUAUCCGGGCAAAGUAAAGUGGAUCAAAUACAUUUGCAACGGUAACUGGAGCGUGUAGCAGCGAGUGGAGCGAACUAAACCGUUAAGCGGCUAUUAUUCACUUGUGUAGCAAGUGUGUGCAUGUGUGUGAAUAUUUGUAGGAAAAAAUAUAAAAAUAUGUCAAAUGUGAGAUCAAAGUCAAAAGUGAGAAAAAAUCCGUUUAAAUAAAAGAAGGAAAGCAAAAAAAAAACCCAAAGAAAUUGUGCGAAAAAGUGUAUACCCACAAAAAUAAGGAGUGUGAUAUUAACAAUAAUACUCAGAGCAAAAGCAACAACAGCUGGCAGGCUGCAGAAAUAUAACCAACAAAUAUAAUAACAAAAAAAAAACGCCAACAGAGUAGGAGGCAGAAAGAACACCGCAUCAAUUCUUGAGUAAAAUUCGUCUGACUAAACGUGUAACGCAACAACAAAAACCAGUUGCAGAUAAGGGACACUCAUAGGCACCAACUGAGCCAGACAACAACAACUACGACAACAAAACUGCCAAUUUUGCCAACCCACAACCAACCAAAAACUGCAAUCAAUGCAUUUGAAGAUACCCCAAAGUAGUUGCUGUCCAAAUCGGACUUUCAGUCAAUCGCCAAGCAUAACAACUACACAAAAAUGCAACUCAGCGUUAGGUUAAAAUUCAACACACCGCAUAGAUAGAAAAAGCGUAAACGUCACAACAACGUUAGCAAAGCCAAGAAUAGCGAACCAAAGAAGAAAAACUCGCAAAAUGCUUCAAGACAAGUGCGCACAGCACGCGAUUGAAGCGCGCUUGUUUGAAGUGAAACGCAGAAAUACUACAACAACACACGCACGAAUUAACGAAAAUAUGACCAAAUGCCGAGCGAUGCACAACACUGUAAAUAGUACACUCAGCCGACCGUUCAGCAAAGCCGUUAAAGCCACUUGUCAUUUAACGAACUUCACUACUUGGUCGCAUUCGAUGCUGUCAGUAGUCGCGAGUGUGUUGGUGGUGAGCGUGUUGAUGCCGCACUUGACCGAAGCCUCCACACUGGAGAUCUAUAAGAAUGCGCGACUCGGCCAUCGCAUUGUACAGACGCGUUAUGGGCGUCUACAUGGUCUGAUUUUACCGUUGGACAAUUUUCGCUUUCUGCGCUCGGUGGAGGUGUUUCUCGGCGUGCCAUAUGCGACGCCACCGACCAAACAAAACCGGUUUAGUCCGACACGUGCGCCCGCACCAUGGGACGGCAUACGCAUUUCGGACAAAUACAGUCCGGUGUGUCCGCAACGCUUGCCGAAUAUACAAAACGAAACGGCGGCGUUAGAGAAAAUGCCCAAAGGACGACUGGAGUAUCUGAAAAGGUUGCUGCCAUAUUUGGAAAAUCAAUCAGAAGACUGCCUCUACUUGAAUAUAUUCUCGCCAAAUAAUGCGGGCGCCAACGAAAAGAAAUUACCCGUAAUUGUCUUCAUACACGGCGAAUCGUUCGAGUGGAGCAGCGGAAAUCCUUACGACGGCAGCGUGUUGGCGAGCUACGGCGAAGUGGUCGUUGUAACGCUUAAUUACCGCUUAGGAAUUCUCGGCUUCCUGAACGCCAACCCGAAUCCGCAAGCACACGCGCGUGUUGCUAAUUACGGGCUCAUGGAUCAAAUGGCCGCACUGCAUUGGAUACAGCAGAACAUACAGAAAUUCGGUGGCGACCCGAAUGCGGUCACCUUGGCGGGGCAUGGCACUGGCGCCGCAUGUAUCAACUUUCUCAUGACCUCGCCGACCAUGGUGCGUGGGCUCUUCCAUCGCGCCAUACUCAUGUCCGGUUCGGCGUACUCGUCGUGGGCGCUGGUUGAGGAUCCUGUGUCAUUUGCUAUCAAGCUGGCCAAAGAGGUGAACUGUUCGAUACCGGAGGAUUUGAAUAAGCACCACGAGCAGAUAGUCGAUUGCUUGCGCGAAGUGCCGUUGGAGGAUUUGUAUGCGGCGGACAUACAGGCGCCGAGCUUUCUGACAUCCUUCGGACCAUCGGUUGAUGGCGUCGUUAUACGACCCGGACACUCCAAUUUCGAUAUCGAUGAUUUAAUGAUGCGCAGCGCCAAGCGCGCCUCAGCAGAUGGCGGCGGCAACGGCAACGGCUUCUUUGGUGGCGGCGCUUAUACAGGUGGCCCCGGCGGCGGGGGCAGCAGCUUUGGUGGUGGAGCUGGUGGCGCAUCUGCCGGUGGUGGCAGCGCCAAUGGCGGCGGCAAUUCCGCAGGUGGUGUUUACUACAGCGCGUUAACGGCGAACUACGCGAGCAUGAGCAGCGGCGCUAACCUCGGUUUGGGCGGCAAUGGCGCACACUAUGAUGUGCUCUUCGGCGUGGUGACCGGCGAGUCCAUAUGGCGUUUCAGCGCACACGACAUCCAGAACGGCUUUGAGGGCGAACGGCGCGAUAAGAUUAUUCGCACUUAUGUACGAAAUGCCUACAAUUAUCAUCUCAAUGAGAUCUUCUACACGAUCGUUAACGAGUACACCGACUGGGAUCGUACGUCGCAGCACCCGAUUAACACACGCGACACCGCUGUGGCUGCGCUAUCGGAUGCGCAAUUCGUAGCGCCCAUCAUACGCACCGGUGACCAAUUGGCCGCCAAUUCGCCGCCACCCAUAUCGACCAGCAGCAGCGGUAGCUCAGGUGGCGGCACGUCUUCAGCAUCGACCGCUGCGGGUGCACAAGCGGGACGUUGUUACUUCUACGUGUUCGACUACCAGACGAAGGACGGUGAUUAUCCGCAGCGCAUGGGCACGGUGCAUGGCGAGGACUUGCCCUAUAUAUUUGGUGCGCCGCUGGUGGAUGGUUUUAGCCACUUCCCACAGAACUAUACGAAGUCGGAGAUAGCGCUGUCCGAGGCAGUGAUAAUAUUUUGGACAAAUUUCGCCAGAACUGGCAAUCCCAAUGAGCAUCAUCGCCAAGACUCCGUGCUACCCGCCUCCAAAGAGCGGAAUCGCUUCCGCAGCACCAUUUGGGAAAAUUAUGAUCCACUGCACCAAAAGUAUCUCGAAAUCGGCAUGAAGCCACGCAUCAAGAACCAUUUCCGCGCACACCAGCUCUCGAUUUGGCUGCGCCUCAUACCCGAGCUGCAUCGCGCCGGCAUGGAGGAUGUCAUUACGCGUCACAAUUUAUUUAAAAAUCAUGAUGACAUGAACUUGUAUGAAGGGCCCGUCAAACCGGAUCCCUUUGCAUCGACGCGCCUGCUACUCAUCGAUGAUGCGCUGCUGCGUAAGGCUGGACGUGGCGGCAAUCUGACAGGCAGCUACAUAAGCGGCGUCUUGGGCGUGACCACCGUGGAGCCGAAUAUGUUCACCACAUGCAUACCCGUCGGUGGCAAUUAUACACCCGGUGCUGGCGCAGCCACAAGCGGUGCCUUCGCCCCCAACACGCUGGCCAACUCAUCGACCGACUCACUGUCUUCUGGAUUCGAGGCAGCCGGCUAUGCGGCAUACUCCACGGCACUUAGCGUCACCAUUGCCAUCGGUUGCAGUCUGCUCAUACUCAACGUGCUCAUAUUUGCUGGCGUCUACUACCAACGCGACAAAACGCGGCUGGAGGUGAAGACUUUGCAAAAACAAUACCAACAACGCAGCAUGCACCAGCAAGUGCCCUAUCCGCCCGAUCCCAUCAAGCACGCGCACUACCACAUGGGCCAUUCGCAGAGCGCAAAUGUUAUUGUAGAUGUGGAAAAUCAUGGCGGCGACCCGGGCGCUAUGCUACUGGCGGCCGCGGCGGCAGCCGCAAAUGCAGCGGAUGUGAAGCCACCACCAUCGCAUAUUUGCGCCAACACCGGCAUGCAGAUGGGCGCCUCAGUGCAACAACAACAAGCUGGUGGCAGCAGUAUUGACCUCUGUGGCAUAGCCUCCUCGGCCGCCAAGCAGCAGCAACAGCAGCAACAGCAACAAGGCGGCUCAAUUAUGGUCAGCGGGUCGCCAGACAUAUCCGGCGGACUAAUGGGCAGUGGUGGCAGCUGCAACGUGACCUAUAGCACGACAACUAAACAGCAGCAUCAACAACAACAACAACAACAGCAACAACACAUGCAACAACAGCAGCAACACCUUCAACGAGAGCACAUGCAAAUCAAAGGCAUGAAUACGCAAACAUUCGGACGCAUCGCUACAAGCGGUGGUGGCAGCGGUGGAGGUGGCGGCGCAGUCACAAUGACCAGCAAUAUCGCGUACAAUGCCGGCAUGAUGACGCUCCCUAAGGCCAGCGCAUUACAUCACACCAACUCCGUGAAUUACGGACGCAAUCCAGGUGUGGGUGGAGGCGGAGGUGGUGGCAACUCUGGCAAUAGCAGUGGCACUAACAUAACGGCGGCGCUGCUCGACUCCCGCGGCAAUUUAUUGCUAACUAGUGGCGCAGGUGUCUCCAUGGGUGAUUGUAUGACAUUGCCCAGGAAUCUCGCUGCCUCUGCAGCACGGCAUGGCACCGUGACAGACACUCAACAGCAGCAACAACAGUAUCAACAACAGCAACAAGUCGGCGGUAAGCAUCAACCAAAUGGCAGCGUCAUGACUGGUGUGAGUGCGCAGCAGCAACAUAUACGUGCGCCACGCCCACCAAUACGUACAGCCUCCUCUGCGCCUACCAGUGGCAGUGGCAGCGGCAGCGGAGGGGGCGUCAAUAGCAGCGGCGGCGUAGUAGUUAGCGGCAACGCGGCCAUUUUGAACAAUCUCAUCGAUCAGACGCCAUCAAACGGUAGCAGUAGUAGCGGCGUCAGCAGCGCGCCCUCCAGCAAAGGUCACUCACACCAUCACCUACAUGCGCAUGCGCAUGCGAACGCUAUGGCCGACAGCAUCGGUCUGACGACCACAACGUCAAGCGGUGGCGGUGGCGCUGGCGGCGGCGGCAGCAGCAGCAUACAUGCGCAACAACAAGUGCCACAGGCGGCGAUCGAUGAGAUGCGUGUCUGAUAGGUGUCGGUGUUCGAGCUGGAAUUAUAGUCUUCUUGCUCAAGUGAUAAGCUGAAUACGGACAUGCUCGAAGAGGAUUUCACCGCAAAAAAACAGGCGGAAAAUGAGGAAGAGGUAGGCAUAUACGGGCAAGCACAACCAUUCUGCCAGCAAUCGAUGGCACUGCAACGCCUGCAAU